AUGGCUAGAUGUUUGGAUGUGAGUUUUUAAUAUAAAACUUUAGGCUAACUUCAUGUUUCCUAGGAAAUCGAAAAAUCCAAACGUGAAUCGAAUUUUGGAAUUAUUCAAAGCACUCAAGAAUAUAUUGACAAAUAUUGGAAAAGAUGUGAAAAUUAUUAUAAAUGCGCGGAAAAUAUAAAAUGCACUGAUUUCCACGCUGAAAAUCUUGAAUUCAUCUUCAAUUGUUUUGAAUUUGUCAUUGAUCAUCAAAGUUUUUCACAUUGUACCAAGAAUAUUACAAUCAUGAGAUCGUGUGAGUUCUUGAAGAAUCAGGCGAAGUUUGAAGAUCAGAAAACCGAAGGUUGUGGUGAACAGGAACUUCAGGAUUUCAGAAAUUUUAAUAAUGAUUUUGCAAAAAUUUUGAAUUGUGAAUAA
Molecule: messenger RNA, 414 nt
Organism: Caenorhabditis angaria
Lineage: Eukaryota; Metazoa; Nematoda; Chromadorea; Rhabditida; Rhabditidae
Source: the annotation of a GenBank genome assembly